Messenger RNA from Eupeodes corollae, 731 nucleotides. RefSeq names its product B9 domain-containing protein 2 (gene B9d2). The record is from RefSeq and is a predicted model, not a curated record. Gene Ontology annotation, biological process: cilium assembly. Bases 153 to 686 code for a protein of 177 amino acids. The transcript is spliced from 4 exons. Gene Ontology annotation, cellular component: MKS complex. Lineage: Eukaryota; Metazoa; Arthropoda; Insecta; Diptera; Syrphidae.
AUUUAAAAGUCUGUCAGUAAGCGUUGUGAAUCAAGUUGCAAACACACAUUCACUCACUCACAGGUAGUCAUCAGUUUCGUGUUUGCAGAAUUUUUGGAUGUGAAGAAUUUAUUGCAUAAGCCACAACUUUGUGCAGUUAUAGGAGGAAAUUGAUGGCGGAGGUGCAUAUCAUCGGACAGAUAUUGAGGGCGGAAGAUUUUGAAGAGUCUCAUCUCUUUUGCAAGUGGAGCCUUCAGUGUGGUUCCGCGUGGAAAGUUGUUCAAGGCAGGACGGAAGGAAGCACAUUUGUUUGUUCGAAUCCAUUGGAGAAAUCUUCGGAAUUUUGCUGCCCACUGGACAUACAUUUGGCAACUGGCAGUGUGCAAGGUUGGCCUAAAUUGCAUUUGGAAAUUUACGCAGUAAAUUUUCUCAAAAAUACCUGGCCCGUGGGGUUUGGAGUUGUUUAUAUUCCCAUGCGACCGGGAUUCCAUCGCAUUGAAGUCGACACUUGGAAAGUUGCACCCGUAACGUUUUGGGAUUGUGUAAGAGAAAGGUUUGGAGCUGGUGGCACUACACUAAGCAAGGAAGAUCUUAUUUUUUCGGGGGCAGAGAGAUACAAAUUACAAACAAAAUCAUCUGGGAGUGUUGUUAUUGAAAUUUCUUUGAUAUUUAGAAAGUUUUCAAAGUACGGUGUUGAAUUUGUUUAACCUUAACAUAAUAUAUCCCUCUCUGUUAAAAAAUAUGGUUGUGAC